AUGUCCCGCAGAGGUGUGGGCAUCGGGGCCUUUGCCAACCGCACCCAAGCAACCCAGUCCUACGCCACUCAUGGCGCCAAUCUGCGCUCGACGCAUACCGCGUCCCUCCAAACCCAACUCUCGGUCUUCCAGUCACUCCUGCACACCUUCGCCCUCGAACACAGCUCAACCAUCAAGUCGAAUCCAACGUUCCGCGCCGAGUUUGCGCGCAUGUGCAACACCAUUGGCGUGGACCCCUUAGCCGCCAGCAACAUCAAGGGCAAGAAUGCCCGCCGACUAGGUGAGGGGGCCAGUUUCUGGACGCAGAUCAUGGGCGGAGAUAUGAACGACUUUUACUUUGAGGUUGCGGUGCGGGUUGUGGAACUGUGUCGAGAGACACGCAGUGAAAAUGGCGGGUUGAUUGGUGUUGAGGAGUGUCGGAAGCGGGUGAGGAAGGGGAAGGCGAUUGGGAGUGGGCUGGAGGUCUCCGACGACGACAUCCUGCGUGCAGUCCGCUCCCUUGAACCGCUCGGCUCAGGCUUCUCCAUCAUCCUUGUCGGCAGCAAGCAGUAUAUUCGAUCGAUCCCCAAGGAACUAAAUACGGAUCAGGCUACUGUUCUGGAAGUAAUCCAGGUGCUGGGAUUUGUGAGCGUUUCUAUGCUGCGCUUGAAUUUGAGUUGGGAGAAGGCUCGGGCACAAACGGUUAUCGACGAUCUUCUUGCCGAUGGUCUGGUUUGGCUGGAUGCCCAAGGACCGGAGAAGGAGUAUUGGUCGCCUCAAAAUCUGCUGGAUGAUAGUGGAUGA
Penicillium lagena is the source of this 783-nucleotide messenger RNA. Its product is annotated as ESCRT-II subunit protein SNF8. Bases 1 to 783 code for a protein of 260 amino acids. The record is from RefSeq and is a predicted model, not a curated record. Gene Ontology annotation, cellular component: ESCRT II complex. The transcript is spliced from 2 exons. Lineage: Eukaryota; Fungi; Ascomycota; Eurotiomycetes; Eurotiales; Aspergillaceae. Gene Ontology annotation, biological process: protein transport to vacuole involved in ubiquitin-dependent protein catabolic process via the multivesicular body sorting pathway.